AAGUCCACCAGUCAUCGCCGACAUUUUCGGAAAACCCGCCAAUAUCUGCGUCCGGAGACCAUGAAAAAAUCCCUCAUCUCCGCGAUCUAGGUUUUCAAGUUCGCCCUAGUCCGGUGUCCGGUCCCUCGUCUCCCACCUCAGCUUCGUGACGGUGCGAUUCUCCGAUCCUCAGCACGUGCGCGGACUCUAUCGGAUUUCUUUAAAACUAAGUAAUGCUGCGAUCCGGUUAACGGACUAGUUCGGGGUGCGGCCGUGCCUCGUCGAGUGUGAUUUUGUGAUUUCGGAUUUUCGGAAUUCCCGACGAAAGAUGCUGGACCAACGCAACGGCGAUGGAGGUUACUGCAAGGAGACCGCUAGUGCCGACUCUAAGGAUAAGAUCUUGAACUGCUUUCAAAAAUCCAUCGAAGCCCAAAACCAGGAUAUCAAAUUUGAACUAGAAGAUUUAAUUCCAAAGCCGAGUCCAUAUUAUAGUGAAAAAUAUUACGAGGCGUUUCAAACUUCCUUAGAGCAGCCAGAAAUAUUUUGGUCAGACGUAGCCAGGAAAGUUAGUUGGACAAAACCGUGGAAAAAAGUCAUCGACAAUUCAGAACAACCUUUCACAAAGUGGUUUGUAGGAGGAGAACUAAAUGCCUGCUACAACGCGGUUGAUAGGCAUGUUGAAGCCGGAAAUGGCAAGAAAGUCGCUUUCAUCCACGAUAGUCCAGUUACCAAGUCUAUACGUCGUGUUACUUAUGCAGAGUUGCAAGAACAGGUCUCUUUGUUGGCAGGUGCCCUGGCAGGACAAGGGGUGAAAAAAGGCGACCGCGUCCUCAUCUAUAUGCCACUAAUUCCUGAAGCUGUGAUGUCAAUGCUGGCCACCGUCAGGCUAGGAGCCGUCCACUCCGUCGUAUUCGGAGGAUUCGCCGCGCGGGAGCUGUGCGCGAGGAUAGACCACGCAGAGCCCAAAGUCAUCAUCGCCGCCAGCUGCGGAGUCGAACCACAUAAAAUUGUAAGGUACAAGCAUAUCCUAAAUGAGGCGCUAGAGAACUGUAGGAGUAAGCCGAAAUGUUGUAUUAUAUUCCAACGGCGGAACGUCGAGGAGGCCACUCUGGAGCCAGACAUCGACAUCCUGUGGGACGACGCUCUCCGGAACGCUACCCCCCACCCUUGCGUCCCUGUCGAAGCCAACGAACCCUUGUACAUACUAUACACCUCCGGCACCACAGACCAGCCAAAGGGGAUAAUCCGACCGACAGGUGGGCACAUCGCAACUUUAACGUGGUCCAUGUCCACGAUCUAUGGGAUGAGUGGAGACGACGUCUGGUGGACAGCCUCCGACAUGGGCUGGGUCGUCGGCCACUCCUACAUCUGUUACGGACCCCUGUGCGCCGGCCUCACCUCCGUCAUGUACGAGGGCAAACCCGACCGAACACCUGAUCCUGGACAAUAUUUUAGAGUUAUAAGUGAACACAAAGUAAAUGGUCUCCUGACAGCUCCAACGGCGCUGAGGGUAAUCAGGAGAGAGGACCCGGAUAUUCUGAUGGGCCGCAAGUACUCCACCAAGUCAUUACGACACCUCUUCGUUGCCGGGGAACACUGCGACCACGAGACCAAAAACUGGGCACAUAAAGUAUUCAACGUUCCGAUCCUAAAUCAUUGGUGGCAAACGGAGACUGGUCAUGCAAUCACAGCAUCGUGCAUAGGACUUGGUCACAGUAUAAACCCACCGAGGUAUUCAGCAGGAAUGCCUCUUCCAGGAUACAACGUAAAAAUUCUUCGAAACGAUGGGAGUGAAUGUGAAGCCCACGAGCUCGGCAGAAUUGCAAUUAAACUGCCUUUGCCACCAGGUGUUAUGUCAACCCUGUACAGAGCUCCAGAGCGCUUCAUCCAAGUGUACUUCUCCAAAUACCCGGGCUACUACGAUACCAUGGACGCAGGUUUCUGCGACGAGAAUGGGUACAUCUACGUGACAGCGCGGGAUGAUGACGUGAUCAACGUGGCAGGACAUCGACUGUCGACCUCGGCUCUCGAGGACGUGAUCCUCUCGCACCCGGACAUCGGCGAUGCAGCAGUUGUGGGUGUCCCCGAGCCAACCAAGGGCGAAAUUCCCCUGUGUCUCUACAUCAUUAAAAAUGGCUGCCAGAAGACGGAGUCUGAAAUCUCUGCGGAACUGGUGAAACUAGUUAGGGAACUGAUCGGGCCGAUCGCGGCUUUCCACCUUUCGGCGGCCGUGUCCGGGCUCCCGAGGACUCGCUCCGGAAAAACCUCCAGAAAAUCUAUCUCCGAUCUAGCUCGCAACAAACUAGUCAAGAUUCCCGGAACAAUUGAGGACCCAUCAGUCUACCGAGAAAUUAAGAAAGUAUUACAAAAAAUGGGCUACGCUGAGACAGCUCCUGACCCACACUGACACAAUUAGGUUACUUAUUCAUAAACCCCUUUACAGCUUUAUAUUUUUCUUCUUUCUUUCAAAUAGCUCAAACAUUUUUAGGGCACACAUCUCUAUGCUUUCUGUACCUAGAACCCUCUGGAUAAAGAGCAGGCAUACCUACCAUUCAAGGGAUCAAAACUUAUAAUUAUGUUCAAUUCGUUCUGUAACCUCCGUUAUGGAUGCUCAAUUAUUCUUACAAAGUACUAACGUGUCCUGAGGCUAAAAUUUAUUUUUUCGUCCUAAAAAUUAGUAUAAAAAUACAACUUUCGUCCUAAAAUACCUAUUAAUGGUUUCUUCAAUCUUGGAGGAGGUACCAUUCAAUUUGAGCUUUUCCAUUUUCUUAGGAUGUUGCCCUUUAAUGAAUAAGUCUCCCCUAUUUUGUACAGAUUAAAAACUGUGACUCUUUACUUGAUGGCAGGGUUUAUAGAAAAAUUCUAAGAAAAAAGAAGCAUGAGGGUGUUUUUCUCAUGAAAAUGGAGAUAUUAACACAAGGCUACGUUAGAGAGUCAAGGGUUGAUUGUGAUGAGAAGUCAACAGCUCACUCAUGAUUCUCUUGUUUUCCUUCUUUCUAACAACUGUAAACAAAAAACAACAACAAAUUUGCAAAUAAAUUUUCAUCAAAUUUUAUUGAGUAAUAUGAAUCUACUAGGUGGAAUUAGUUUCUAUCUACUAAAAAUAAGCGGUUUUCUCCUCUUUCCACUUUUUAUCCAAGUGCAUCCAAUUGCGUAUGCCUACAAAAACUUAUGGACGAGGAUAUGUUUCCAUCAGGACUUUAGAGAACAUUUUUUCAUUCAUAAAAGAUACUUUCAUUAGGUACUUUAGGAAGACUUUAAGUACUGAGGUUUUUCGUCAACUACCCAAAAGUUGAAAAUUGUACCUAUGUUACUUUACAAAAUUAAUUAAUAUCUGUUCUCAAAAAAGAUAGUAUCUGUAUGAAGAAUAUGUGGUGCCUCUGGUUAUUCCAUCUCUCUCUGAUGUAAGUACCUAUAUUUUUGUGGGAUAGUGCACUAGGUACUUAAUUAAAUUUCUGAAAGUCAAGGAAAGAAUAAUUUUGAACAAAUGCAUGAAUAGAUUGGGAAAUUUGACCAUUUUGACACUGUGAUUCAUGUUUCAUGAUAAGUUGUUUGCAAUAGAGUUCUACAGUUCUAACAGUUGAAUUACUGGUUAAGAUUUAUAAAAUUUAUUAAGUUAUUAAUGUCUAGUUGUAACUGUUUUUAACAUUCACAAUAAAACAUUUUUGUUAAUUUAUACUUGCAUAUAUAGGAGUUCAACUUGACAAAAAGUUGUCAUUGAACUAUUUAAAUGACUUUUCAUUGAUAUUUAUGAAUUGAAUUGUGAUUGAGUAAGAUUAAGUAGGCACAUGUAAGUAAAUAAACUUUAUGAUGUUUAAUA
Molecule: messenger RNA, 3799 nt
Organism: Bemisia tabaci
Lineage: Eukaryota; Metazoa; Arthropoda; Insecta; Hemiptera; Aleyrodidae
Product: acyl-CoA synthetase short-chain family member 3, mitochondrial
Cellular component (GO): mitochondrial matrix
Molecular function (GO): propionate-CoA ligase activity
Source: RefSeq, a predicted model, not a curated record